This is a messenger RNA of Sorghum bicolor (sorghum), 2564 nucleotides long. Its product is annotated as transcription factor IIIB 90 kDa subunit. Gene Ontology annotation, molecular function: TBP-class protein binding; RNA polymerase III general transcription initiation factor activity; RNA polymerase III type 3 promoter sequence-specific DNA binding. Bases 521 to 2260 code for a protein of 579 amino acids. The record is from RefSeq and is a predicted model, not a curated record. The transcript has 20 exons. Gene Ontology annotation, biological process: DNA-templated transcription initiation; transcription by RNA polymerase III; transcription preinitiation complex assembly. NCBI's taxonomy places the organism in Eukaryota, Viridiplantae, Streptophyta, Magnoliopsida, Poales, Poaceae. Gene Ontology annotation, cellular component: transcription factor TFIIIB complex; transcription preinitiation complex; nucleus.
CCUUAGCCGAGGAUGCGAGGCGAGGAUCCAUCGGCUCGUGAGACGUUGCUCCGAGUAGCGACGAUUGAAGGAGCCGUCGCCGCCGCCGCCGCUUGCCGCUGCGCGCCCCCGCCCCCGUCCGGUCUCUCCCCCCACGCCGAUCUGCUACUCCCAAGCCGGUGGCCGGAGUUCGCGCGGCCCUCGGUCUCACCCGGAUUCGGCGUCCGAGCCAUCGCUAGAGCUCGCACCCUCUGCGGGACCGCCUGCUCGGUUCUUUACAUUCACCGCUUCGUGCCUCGUUCCCUGCCGCGACUCCUCGACUUCAACGCCCUCGCGAGUCGCGAAGCCGCGACGGCGCUGCUGCUGCACGAAGGCGCCCGGUGAAUCUCCGACUUGACUCCGGCGAGACCACGACGGCGACCUUCCCUUGUCUCCCCACUGGCUGCGGCCCCUCGCCCCCUCUGCGGUGACUGCUGGCCGCCUGGCUGCCCAACCAGAUUGAUAUGAGCUGAUCAUCCCUGGCUGUGUAGUUCCUUCUGCAAUGGUUUACUGCACUCACUGCGCUGAUUACUGUCCCUCCAUAAAGGACCCUGACAAAGGAUACAUAUGUUGUGGUACAUGUGGGAAGGUUCUUGAUCAGGAGGUAUACACUGAGGAGCCUACUUUUGUUAAGGGUAACACAGGGGAGAGUCGCUUAGCUGGAAGUAUUCUUGCAAGUAUUGAGUCUGGAUAUUCGAUUUCUCAUCAAAGAACCUUAGACAAAGGGAAGGAUGAGAUUAGACAGAUUGUCAAUAACUUAAAUGUCAGUGGUGGAGAAACUAUCGUUAGCAAGGCUUAUCGCUUCUAUGAGCUAGCUGUUGACCGUAAUUUUACCAGGGGCCGUAGAACAACCCAUGUUGCAGCUGCUUGCCUUUACAUUGCCUGCAGGCAAACUAAGAAAGCUUAUCUUCUUAUUGAUUUCUCUGACUAUCUCCAAAUAAGCGUUUAUGUCCUAGGUGCUGUUUUUCUCCAGCUCUGCCAAGUUUUGCUACUCGCAGAUCAUCCAGUUGUUCAGAAACUUGUAGAUCCCAGCCUUUUCAUCCAUCGUUUUACACACCGUUUGCUCGGAAAAAGAGAUAAUGCUGUCUCAGACACAGCUUUACGCAUUGUAGCUAGCAUGAAGAGAGAUUGGAUGCAGACUGGGAGGAAGCCAAGUGGAUUGUGUGGUGCAGCAUUAUACAUCGCUGCACUCUCUCAUGGGAAAAAUUACACCAAGGCAGAUAUUGUCUCUGUUGUGCAUGUGUGUGAGGCCACUCUAACGAAGCGAUUGAUAGAGUUCGAAAAUACCGAUUCUGGCAGCUUAACAAUUGAAGAAUUUCUGGCAACAGCUGAUGAAUAUAAUGAAGAGCCUGUUCCAAAACAUUCGCCCAAGUCUGGAGAAAUCCUUUGCAAACACAAGAAUAAAAAAGGUUUUGAACAUUUUGCCCAUGGACUUUGCGAAAAAUGCUACAAUAAGUUCACUAAACUGUCGGGUGGACUAGAAGGUGGUGCUGACCCUCCAGCAUUCCAACGAGCUGAAAAGAAAAGACUUGAAGCUGCUAAAAGGGCUGAAGAAGCUGCCACAGUUAAGGAGGCAGCGCUGGAAGAAUCUCUUUGCAACACACAGAAUUCUGAAGUUGAGAGUACCAUAACUCCUAGAAAGGGUUUAAGCGGACAUAAAUCUUCAACAGUUGGAUCUGGUGAACUCAUAAAUGACUCUGUGCCACCCAAGGAUCCUGAAGAGGGAGGUGAAAAUUGUGAAGGCAAUGCUGAUUCAGAAAGCCUUUCUGACAUCGACGAUGCAGAGGUUGAUUGGUACCUUCACAAUGAGGAAGAAAAACAGUAUAAAAAGAUUAUCUGGGAGGAAAUGAACAAAGAAUACCUUGAGGAACAAGCAGCCAAGGAAGCUUUGGCAGCUGAAUUGGCAGCUAGAGGGAUUGUUGUGGAAGAGGGAAAGAAGAAAAAACGAAGACGUAAUGAAGACACCAAGAGCUCGACACCUGCUGAAACACCGGCAGAAGCCACAUACAACAUGCUGAAACGGAAGGGACUUGGUUCAAAGAUCAAUGAGGGAGCUGUUGGCGAAUUGUACAAGACUAAAGAUGAAGUUGGCAGCGCAAGUAAGGAAGAAGAGAUGGACUUUGACGCACUGUUUGGGCCGGACAAUGCUGAUGGUGAAACUGUUGAUGAUGGUUACAAUGGGGGCUAUAACGACGAUGGCGUAGAAGCCUACAAUGGCAUUGACGAUGAUUUUGAUUUCUAGGAUGUAGCAGCAUUUGCCGAACGGCAAAGCUGACCAGCACGGGCACGAUUCUUCAUGUGUACAUUAUAUAGUUUCUUUUGUUUUGGCUAAGUUUCAACUAUUAUUACGGAGCUAUUGGAUAGUCAACAUAGUUUUGCUUGUAUAAUAAUAAUAUUUGAAACUAGGUUCUGCCUGGUUGUAGUUGUAACUAAGUCCUGUGUGCUCAAGCUCCUAAAAGGGCAUUGUAGAUCCACCCCAAAAGAUUGCAAGCGGUGAUGUAACAUUUGUAUUAUUAAUAAUAAAGGAACUGAGCCGUCUUAGACUA